CUUUGGGGGUAAUAGAGCGACCACCUACUGCAUCAUGGUGACCCCCUGCUCCAUCAGCCCCGCGAGCCCUGCCGCUUGGGCGGGAAGACCGGACAACGACCAGAACCUCCGCGCACCGAUGAAGAAGAUCAGGCGCCCGCGCCUCGGUAGGAAGCAGCCGCUGCAGCCCCUGAACCCGCUCCCGCUCCCGGGAGACUCCGGCAUUUGCGACCUGUUCGAGUCCCCGAGCUCUGGCUCGGACCGCGCCGACAGCCCCGCGGCGUCCGCGGCGCGGGGCAGCAGCCCCUUGCCCGGCCCUGCUCAGCCAUUGGCGCAGCUAGAUCUACAGACCUUCCGCGACUACGGCCAGAGCUGCUAUGCCUUUCGCAAGGCUCGGGAGAGCCACUUCCAUCCUCGGGAGCCUCUGGCGCAGCAGCCACAAGUGACAGCGGAAGCCCGGUGUAAGCUGCUCAGCUGGCUGAUCCCCGUGCACCGCCAGUUCGGCCUCUCCUUCGAGUCCCUGUGCCUAACGGUCAACACCCUAGACCGCUUCCUCACCACAACGCCAGUCGCUGCAGACUGCUUCCAGCUGCUCGGGGUCACGUCUCUGCUUAUCGCUUGCAAACAGGUGGAGGUGCAUCCACCGCGGGUGAAACAGCUCCUGGCCUUAUGCUGUGGCGCCUUCUCACGGCAGCAGCUCUGCAACCUGGAGUGCAUCGUGCUGCACAAGCUGCACUUCAGCCUGGGUGCGCCUACCAUCAGCUUCUUCCUGGAGCAUUUCACCCACGCGCGCGUGGAAGCUGGGCAGGUCGAGGUCUCCGAAGCCCUGGAAGCGCAGGCCCUGGCACGCUGUGUGGCGGAGCUGAGUCUGGCGGACUACGCCUUCACCAGCUACGCCCCCUCCCUGCUGGCCAUCUGCUGCCUGGCGCUGGCCGACCGCAUGCUGCAACUCCCGCGACCCGUGGACCUGCGCCUGGGCGAGCAUCCCGAGGAGGCGCUGCAGGACUGCCUGGGCAAGCUGCAGCUGCUGGUGACCAUAAACGGGACCUCCCUGACUCACAUGCUGCCCCUUCAGAUCCGGGAGAAGUGCAGCCUGACCCCGAGCUUGAAAUAAAGCAGACCCUCGAUCUCCUUUUUUUCUCCAGCCCGGGUGCUGGACCUCUCGCGUUACUGGGGAGAAGAGCAGUAUUGGCCCACAGAAAGGAGACACCCCGCCCCCCCCC
Messenger RNA from Choloepus didactylus (southern two-toed sloth), 1202 nucleotides. It is a transcript of the gene CCNO, whose product is annotated as cyclin O. Gene Ontology annotation, biological process: mitotic cell cycle phase transition; regulation of cyclin-dependent protein serine/threonine kinase activity. The record is from RefSeq and is a predicted model, not a curated record. The coding region runs from base 35 to 1093 and encodes 352 amino acids. NCBI's taxonomy places the organism in Eukaryota, Metazoa, Chordata, Mammalia, Pilosa, Megalonychidae. Gene Ontology annotation, molecular function: cyclin-dependent protein serine/threonine kinase regulator activity. The transcript is spliced from 3 exons. Gene Ontology annotation, cellular component: nucleus; centrosome; cytoplasm.